GUCUUCAAUAAUAGAGAUGCCUUCCUUGCAAAAGUUUCAUGCUAAUGUGGCACGCCAUAUCAAGCUGAUGGACAAGAACUUGUGUGCCAAUUUAAUUCGUCAUGAAAAUAUAAUCACCACUAGAGCUAAGGCAAAGAGAGCUCAAUCCAAGAUUGAAAAGUUUUUGGCCGAUGCUAUCAGGAACAACAAAGAGUUGGCUGAUAAGGACUUCGAAUACCGUCUCGAAAACAACGAUGCCUUGAACUUCUUACAGCCUCCGGACAGAAAAGAAGUCGGAUCGAAGAUCAUCAACGAGUUAGCACAAAGGUAUCCAGGUAGAAGUUCUGGUUUCACAAGAAUCAUCAAAUUGGAACCCAGAUUAGGCGAAGAUAAGGCUCCAAUGUCUGUAUUGGAGUUGGUUGAUUCUGAUUAUGAAAUUAAGUUCUGGUACACCGCCAAGAUUGUUGCCAGAUUAGAACUCCAAAACAUCCCAGUGGAUGAUCUCACCAAGCACAACGUUCACAAGUUAACCAAAUUGCGUAAUGAUGGAGAGGAAAGUUUCCGUAAUGCAGUGGAAACCGCUAAGCUUGAAUUUUUCAAAUUCAACCCAGAAACUGGCUCUUUCAAUGAUCCAGAAAUCGAGAAGAAUUUGCAAAAUAAACCUAACAUGGCAUAUCACGAGGGACCUUUAGUCGGUACUCUUUUGAAAUCGAAGAAAUUUGGAACUACUCCAAGACCAACUAGAGAAACAGUUGAAAUUCCAAAAUCUCCAUUUUUAUCUUAAUCAUGUACAUAGUCUAAAAUAUAGGACACAAACGAGGAUAAUUGAUCGAGAAGGUUCACAAUUAC
This is a messenger RNA of Suhomyces tanzawaensis NRRL Y-17324, 828 nucleotides long. RefSeq names its product mitochondrial 54S ribosomal protein bL17m (gene MRPL8). The record is from RefSeq and is a predicted model, not a curated record. Lineage: Eukaryota; Fungi; Ascomycota; Pichiomycetes; Serinales; Debaryomycetaceae. Gene Ontology annotation, biological process: translation. Gene Ontology annotation, cellular component: ribosome; mitochondrial large ribosomal subunit. Bases 17 to 763 code for a protein of 248 amino acids. The transcript has a single exon. Gene Ontology annotation, molecular function: structural constituent of ribosome.